AUGAAGUUUCUCCAAAUCGAUGAUCCAAGCGAUACGCUCCCCAUCAGCUACCGAUUGAUGCAGCUGUUCGGGUUGGGACGCGAUGAACAGUUCAAGUGUCUCUAUUGGUUCCAGUGCAUCAUGUUUUUUCUAUUCAGCAUCGUGACGAGGCUUAUCAUGGAAGCGGAAGAUACGGUUACUAUUGUGCGGCUGGGAUCAGAAAGAGUGUAUGCGAUAUCACUGUUCUCCCACAUAUUGGGGCUCUACGUGAGACGUUCGCGGCUGUACGAACUGAUGGAUUCGCUACGUGAAUGUACUGCCAAAACGCAUUCGGAAGAAAUAUUUUCGUUCUUCUUAAGAACGAACAGAACAAUCAACAACUUUUCGGUACUGUACUGCAGGUAUUUCAUCGGCAUGUUCAUCCUCUAUGAAACGAUGCCAUCCGUCGCGACGUUUUUCGUGUACUUCAGCAACAAGAGAAAUCUAAACGCGACCCCCGAGGAGUACGUCAUUCCAACGGAAAUGAAUUUCUACAAUUUAGACAUCCGCUACAACUUGCUACACUAUUCAAUCUACUUCGCCGUCGUUAGUAUGCUUGUGGUUACAUCUUCAGUGUCCUUGUGCACUAAGGGUGUGGUCGAUUUUUCGGCCAUCAAGUUUACGGCGAUGAUAUUCGAAAUGACGGCGAUGCAGAUACGACAGCUACCGCGGCAGAUUUCGCAACCGCAGCUCUUAUCCAUCAUCGAAUCCCAUCAGGCCACGCUGCGGUGCUCUAAGAAAUUGCAACAAGCUCUCAGCUUAUCGCUUCUCUUUCAACUGGCAUUCUGUAGUGCGAUGGGUUGUCUAAUGUUGUUCUACAUCUUGCUAAUGGGAUUUGACUCUAGAAUUUUCAAUCUGGCCCUUCUAUUGUUCAUCGUUACCCUGGAAACUUAUGCCUAUUGCACACUCGGAACGCAGUUAACAGAAAAGAGUGAUGAGGUCUUGCAGGCUCUGCAAUCGCUCGCCUGGUACGAGCAACCCGUGGCUAUACAGAAGCAACUACUCGUCAUGAUACAACGCUCGCAGAUGCCCACCGUGCUGACAGCCGGGAAGCUUAUUCCGGUCAAUAUCGCUCAGUUCGGUGCAAUGGUGCAGAAGUCCUAUUCCUUCUACUUGGUGCUGAAGGAUUUGUUCUAG
This is a messenger RNA of Anopheles aquasalis, 1155 nucleotides long. RefSeq lists its product as uncharacterized. Gene Ontology annotation, biological process: detection of chemical stimulus involved in sensory perception of smell; sensory perception of smell. Lineage: Eukaryota; Metazoa; Arthropoda; Insecta; Diptera; Culicidae. Gene Ontology annotation, cellular component: plasma membrane. The record is from RefSeq and is a predicted model, not a curated record. Gene Ontology annotation, molecular function: olfactory receptor activity; odorant binding.